CUGGGGGCCGAGUUUCAGUGCAGCUCCAGCCGACCCCCGGGACGCAGACAAGAGCAGGCACGCGGUGAGGACUGUGGCCGGCCGCGUAGCCGCGCUCUGGUCCAGCUGGCCAUCUCUUGGGCUGCGCACCCUCCGGAACUGCGUCAGGAUCCUCCAAGAGCCUCCCACUCUCUUCUGCCGGCUUGCGAACAUGUGGCCCCUCAAGCCCGGCGCCCCGAUGCCCGCACUCCUCCUGCUGGCGCUGGCUUUGUCCCCGCCUGGAGUCCAUGGGAGGCCGCGGGGGCGCAGGGGAGCGUACCUCACGGGUGAGGAGCCCAAGCCAUUACUUUUCCUCCCCGCGGCCGGGGCCGGCCGGACUCCCAGCGGCUCCCGGAGCGCAGAAAUAUUCCCAAGAGAUUCUAACUUAAAGGACAAAUUCAUAAAGCAUUUCACAGGGCCAGUCACAUUUUCACCAGAAUGCAGCAAACAUUUCCACCGACUCUAUUACAAUACCAGGGAGUGCUCAACACCAGCUUAUUACAAAAGAUGUGCUAGAUUGUUAACAAGAUUAGCAGUGAGUCCACUGUGCUCCCAGACCUAGCAAACCUACCCUGCAUUUCCUAAGAAUGUACAUCUAAUUUGAAGAAAAAGUGCCUCAAAUCAUGCGAAAUGUAAAAAAAAGAUGAAAUUUAUAAUUUUAUGGAUAUGAAGAUGAGUAAAAUAAGAGACUUCCCAGAAAUAACUGAUAGCUGUGUCCUGUCACAGAAUGGAGUCUUUCUUGCUUUAUCUUUUUGUGUAUACAGUAAUUUAUAAUUUUGUAAAACAGAGCUUGAAUCACAUAUUGAAAAUUAGAUAUUAAAAAUUGUGUGAUUGUAUUUUAUUUUUACUAGAUAUAUUAUUUUCUUCAUACAGUUUAACAUUCCAAUUAAACAUAUAAUUGUGUAAAUUAUAUCUGAGAGUACCAGUGAGAAAUAAUGAUUUUUUUGUAUAUGACUGUUAGUAAUAUAUUUGUCAAAUUAUCAUGAACCAAGUUGAAUUUUAUAAUUCUUAUUUAAUAUUUAAAUACAUUUAUUUAGAA
Messenger RNA from Piliocolobus tephrosceles (Ugandan red Colobus), 1057 nucleotides. It is a transcript of the gene ALKAL1, whose product is annotated as ALK and LTK ligand 1. Gene Ontology annotation, molecular function: receptor signaling protein tyrosine kinase activator activity; receptor tyrosine kinase binding. Gene Ontology annotation, biological process: positive regulation of ERK1 and ERK2 cascade; positive regulation of ERK5 cascade. Bases 191 to 580 code for a protein of 129 amino acids. The record is from RefSeq and is a predicted model, not a curated record. The transcript is spliced from 5 exons. Lineage: Eukaryota; Metazoa; Chordata; Mammalia; Primates; Cercopithecidae.